AUGCCAGGCUACCGGAAACACAACUUGACAGGUUCAUCUGGAAAACAGUACCAGGUGGUUGUUAAAAUCUAUCCGGUACAGGUUGCUGGGAUAAGUCCUACCCAUAAUGUGAGGAGUUGCAAAAAGGUAGUUCUUAGUUCUACUCAUUCGCAACACUUCGCAAACUGUCAACCAUCAAAUCUCGCCGAACACGCAACUCACACGCCACUUCACAUCGUUGGCCACGGAGACGCCCCAGGUCCACCUGGUCCGCCGCGGUGUUCCGCGCGGGCCCUGCGCUUCGUGGCGAGCGGAGCCGUGGCGCGCGAGCUGGACGCGGCCGCGCUGCGGAGGCCGUGGUGCCGAGGACAGUGGCACACGGCCGUCCAUCCUGUGGGAUGUGGAUCUUUGGUGGCACCGUUGAUGGAGGCUGAAGAACGACUUCUGGCGCUACACGGGACCGCUGGGUGGACGUCCCGGUGGAUGGUCAGCAGGUCAGCUGAAGCUAUGAUUGACCCUCAUCGUACCCGACAGCCAUUGCUGGGUUAGAUGUACAUCCCGAUGGAUUGUUGGACCGGGACCUGUGGACCGUCAACCUGGCAGAUCCGUCCACCCGGGCGCAGCCCAUCCGCUCGAGAGAGUGCCACAGCGGUGGAGG
This is a messenger RNA of Cladocopium goreaui, 637 nucleotides long. The record is from the annotation of a GenBank genome assembly. Lineage: Eukaryota; Dinophyceae; Suessiales; Symbiodiniaceae.